This is a messenger RNA of Castor canadensis (American beaver), 1688 nucleotides long. Lineage: Eukaryota; Metazoa; Chordata; Mammalia; Rodentia; Castoridae. The record is from RefSeq and is a predicted model, not a curated record.
AGAAAAGCAGAAGUGGGAGGUUUGGAAAUUGACCCUCCCCCAAGGGACUGACUGUGGCCUCAGCUCCAGUAGUGGCCUGGCACGGCUAUAGUGGCCUGUGUGUGGAGAAAUGACCCUGGGGGACCUGGCUGUGUGGCUGCCUUUGGUUCUGCUGCUUCUCUGGUUUCCAGGCUGUUCUGCUCUGACUGGCCCCAGCACAGUGACGGGCACUGUGGGAGAAUCCUUGAGCCUGCAGUGUCAGUAUGAGGAGAAAUACAAGACAUUCGACAAAUACUGGUGCAGAAAGUCAAAGUCAUUCUCACUAAUUUGUGGCGAAAAAGUGGAGAUCAAAGGCUCAGAGAGCAGAGCGAGGAAAGGCCGGAUGUCCAUCACAGACCAUCCUGAAAACCUCACCUUAACAGUGACAUUGGCGAAUCUCACCCUGAAGGAUGCUGACUUCUACUGGUGUGGGAUCAGUACACCAUGGAUCGAAGGAAGGGAUGACUCCCUCAGGGUACAGGUGUUUGUGAUUCCAGCAUCAACGACAAGUAUCCCAGAAGACAAAACCUGGACAACCACAACCACAACCACAACCAAAGCUGUGCCAUUCACCAACGUGGCAGCAGAGAGUCCUACCCAAGAAUCCAGCAGCCAGGAGGACUAUCCUGAGAGCCAGGGCUCAGGUCCAAUCACACUUUGGGGAAGCCCAGGCCACCCCACUUCUGACUUCUGGCUGCAGAUUUGGGUUCCCGUGACUUCCUCGGGCUCAUUAAUUCAUUGGACUCAGAAUUCCGCAAAGCAGAGUUACAGGUUCAUCGUGAAGGAUAAAGAUCAGGAUUGGCUUUACAAGGCGACAGGUAAGGCCUCCCGUGUGGUGUCCUUGUUAGCACUUCUGCUGCUUCUGUUGGUGGGGGCCUCACUGCUGGCCUGGAGGAUGUUUCAGAAACGGGUCAAAGCUGGCAAGUCUUCAGAGCUGUCUGGGAACCUCAGGCAGGCUGCCGAGCAGAGUGAGCCCCAGUACGCAAAUCUGCAGCUGCACACGUGGUCCCUGCAGGAAGAGCCCAUGCCACCUAGGCAGGUAGAGGUGGAAUACAGCACAGUGGCAUUCCCAGCGGAUGACCUUCACUACAGCUCCGUGGUGUUUGACUCACAGAAGCAGAAUUCCAACACCAACGGGAUAUCCUCCCAGAGGCCCAGGGAGGAAAUGGGGUACAGCGGGAUCUGCAAGCCCAGGGACAGUCCUUAGCCCUCACUCUUCCCCUUGGCCUGCUCCCCUCCUUGGUGACCUCCAGACUCCUGAGCUCCCUGCAAACUGCUUCUCCACUGCAUCAGCCCAGCUGGCCUCACCAAGGACAGGUGGGAACCAGGGUUCUGCAGGGGCAGCAGGAAGCACUUCCGUCCAUCCCCCUGUCCCUCCAGCUCCUUCUUAGCUCUCUUCCUUCUGGUGCUGUGUGGAGGGUACAGCUCAGUACUGUACGACUCACAUAGGAUAGCACCUGCAGUUAGCUUUGUAAAUCUCAGCCCCCCUCCCCGUAGGAAAUUCUGGGGUUGCUGGGGAGUGGGGGAGAACUGGCAAGAAAAGUUCUCUCCCCAUCUCACAGAUCAGGAAACUGAGCUCCAGAGAAGAGCCUGGCCAUGGCUCCAGACUCAAUGGCAGGUUCCUCUGGAUUCUUGGAUUAAUUUUUAAUAUAAGAAAUGUAAAUAAAGUU